GCUUUGGUCGAAUCCGAUUUCGAUUGUCGCACCGCUCGUUUCGUGUGGAUUCCUAACCCAAACCUAACCCGAUCUGACUCUACCUGGAAUUGAUUGCACAUAGUAAUUGUGGUUUAGAUCUUUUCAAUUAUUAAUUUAUCACGAUGGCAGAACAGGCUCAAGUCAAGAAUCCCUUGGAAUACGAAUGGAUGGUGAGACCCUGUUUCCAAUACAAAGAUGAAUACAGCGACUGUACGAGUAUAAAGAGUCGGUUCAAUCAGUAUUUUGUCCAUGGAGAGAACACAAAUUGUGAGUCAUGGCAAACUGAUUACAAUAAUUGUAAAUUAUGGAAACAAUUGCAGGACGAAACGGCGUUUAAUGCUCUGGUGCAAAGUGAGGAAAAGCGUCGCAUGGAUAGAUUGAGACCACACUACGCUAACUCCGUGUGGAAAAAGCGUCAAGAACCACCUAAGAAUUGGAAUACACCAUUGCCCGAUUGGUUGCAGGAAGAGAACGCUGUUUCUUUUCUUGGUGUUAAGGUAGAGGAGAUGCAAGCAAACAAAAUUAUCGAGAAGAGAACUAUGUGCACAAUUUCAUAGCACAAAACUUUGUUAUUCUGAAAUUAUACCAAAUAAUCGACCCACGGUGGAAGAGGUCAUUUGAAUUUCCCUCCCACCUCUACGAGUGCCAUCUAUGCCAAUGCAUUUGAGUUCAGCCAGCCAUGCGCGUUGGGUGAUCGUCAACUAGCGACGAACUUCAUUCCGUAGACAUUGUGAGGAUUCGAGUCUCAACAGUGAGAAAAAAAAAGUGAGGAGUACACGACGCGUGACGAGAGAGAGAGUGUUUUUAAUUUUCGAUCCUCCCUAGAAAAGUUGGUCGUAUAACAGAAUAGUGAGUGUAUCCCUGUUCGGUUCUUUUAGUGUAAAAUUGAGCGUGUGUUGAGUGAGUGACGUAAUCAAA
This is a messenger RNA of Athalia rosae (coleseed sawfly), 939 nucleotides long. RefSeq names its product UPF0545 protein C22orf39 homolog. The record is from RefSeq and is a predicted model, not a curated record. Bases 144 to 578 code for a protein of 144 amino acids. The transcript has 4 exons. NCBI's taxonomy places the organism in Eukaryota, Metazoa, Arthropoda, Insecta, Hymenoptera, Athaliidae.